AUGGCGGCGGAGGGGCCCGAGCAGGGAGCCGGGGGCUCCGGGGACACCGAGGGGGCGAUGGACGGGGACGGGGAUAGCGGUGAGACCGCGGGAACGGGCGGGGGUGAGGAGCUGCUGGAGGCCGCCCGGCGCGCCUUCGACGCGUUCUUGCAGCGCUACCCGUACUGCUACGGCUACUGGCGCAAGUACGCCGAGCUGGAGCGGCGCCUGGGCAGCGCCCGCAGCGCCCAGCAGGUGCUGGAGCGGGGGCUGCAGUCCAUCCCGCUGAGCCUGGAGCUGUGGCUGCACUACAUCGCGCUGCUGCAGAGCUCGCUGGACCCCGCGCGGCCCGACAGCGCCCAGCGCGUGCGUGGGGCGUUCGAGGCGGCGCUGGCGGCGGCCGGGAUGGAUUUCCGCUCGGACAAGCUCUGGGAAUCCUACGUGGAGUGGGAGCGGGAGCGCGGCGACCUGCGCGCCGUCACGGCCAUCUACGACCGCCUGCUGUCCAUGCCCACGCAGCUCUACAGCCGCCACUGGGAGAGGUGCGUGAGGCCGGGAAUUCCCCGGGAAUCCACCGGGAAACGGCGGGGAAACACUGGGAAUUCCCUGGGAAAACGGUGGGGAAACGCCCGGAAUUCACUGGGAAAAUGGUGGGGAAAUGCCCGGAAUUCACUGGGAAUUCACUGGGAAUUCACCGGGAAAUGGCGGGGAAACACCCGGAAUUCCCUGGGAAAACAGUGGGGAAACGCCCGGAAUUCCCUGGGAAAACAGUGUGAACCCCCCGACUUUUGUGUGAACUCCCCAAUUUUGGCUGUGAACCCCCCGAUCUGGGAGGAGCUGGAGCAGGAGAAGAUCCGGGAGCUGGUGAUCUCCAUGAGGCAGCAAAUCCACGCCCAGAACGAGGCCGAAGUCAGCAAACGCUGGAGCUUCGAGGACGGGUACACGCGGUACCUGGAGUCGCGCACGUACACGCGGUACCUGGAGUCGCGCACGGUGCCGGGCGCCCGCAGCGUGUUCCAGCGCGCCUGCGGCUCCCACCUGCCCCGCAAGCCCAACAUCCACCUGCUCUGGGCCGCCUUCGAGGAGAAACAAGGCAACGUGGACGAGGCCCGGCGCAUCCUGCGCUCCUUCGAGGCCGCGGUUCCUGGCUUGGCCAUGGUGCGGCUGCGCCGCGUCAGCCUGGAGCGCCGGCACGGGCGCGUGGCCGAGGCCGAGGCGCUGCUGCUCGAGGCCAUGCGUGCCAACGAGGGGCUGCCCCUGGGCUCCUUCUACGCCGUCAAGCUGGCCCGGCAGGUGUGCAAGGUGCAGCAGAACCUGGGCAAGGCCCGCGAGGUGCUGGUGGAGGCGCUGGAGAAGGAGCCGGUGAGAGGGGACGGCUCGGAGGUCGUUUAAAAAUCAGCAAAAAAUUCGAUAAUGUGUGUUAAUUAAUGCUGGGGGUGCUGGGGUUUGGGUUUGGGGGGAAAAGGUGGGAAUUUGGGAUGCCUGGAAAUGCUGGGGUGGUUGGAGGGGGCUCGGAUCCUGUUUGGGGUGCUCAGAGAUCGUUUUGGGACCCCCAAGAUGGCCUGGAUCCCACGCAGACCCCUCCAGUCCC
Pyrgilauda ruficollis (rufous-necked snowfinch) is the source of this 1570-nucleotide messenger RNA. RefSeq names its product pre-mRNA-processing factor 39-like. Gene Ontology annotation, molecular function: protein binding. NCBI's taxonomy places the organism in Eukaryota, Metazoa, Chordata, Aves, Passeriformes, Passeridae. Gene Ontology annotation, cellular component: U1 snRNP; commitment complex; U2-type prespliceosome. The record is from RefSeq and is a predicted model, not a curated record. Gene Ontology annotation, biological process: mRNA 5'-splice site recognition; RNA processing. The transcript is spliced from 9 exons. Bases 1 to 1371 code for a protein of 456 amino acids.